Macrosiphum euphorbiae (potato aphid) is the source of this 483-nucleotide messenger RNA. The record is from the annotation of a GenBank genome assembly. NCBI's taxonomy places the organism in Eukaryota, Metazoa, Arthropoda, Insecta, Hemiptera, Aphididae.
AUGGCUAAUAGUUCUAAAAAAGCUAUUGAAGAGUUUUUAGAUGAAAGUUUUGAGGAUGAAUCAGACAUAUCGAAUGUGUAUGAUUCUGAUGCCGACCCGGAAUAUCGACCAGGUGAGAAUAAUACUAAUAUUAAUUUUGCUGGGCCAUCACAAAGCUUAGAAUUAACAAGUGCAGACGAUCCAUCAGCUGAUGAAUCGUUUUCCGAAAGCUCAUGUGAUAGCAGGGAUGAUGAACCUAUUGAUAAUAGUAAUUUAUGGGUGAACAAUUAUUUAGACAUUCCAGACUUUGGUUUUAAUAGUGAUUCGAUAGGAAUAAAAUUAGAAAUUAAUGAAAGUGCUCGUAAUAAUCCAAUUGAAAUUUUUAAACAAAUUUGGACCGACGAAAUAACUGAAAUAUUUGUAUCUUCUAUUAAUAAAUAUGGUGAAAAUAUGAGUCUCCAAUGUCGUCCUCACAAUAAAGGAAGUAGAAAUACACAUUUUUAA